GCCUGUCAACACUUUCUACAUCAGACAGUCUACUUCCUAAACAAUUCUUGUGAGGUUUUCUUGUUUGUUCGUACAGGACGGUUCGUUUGGCUCCGGUCAAGCGGUCGUCCGUUGGCCAGAUACCCCUGUCAAUACACAAUUCUUACGAGUUGUGUUCAAACACGAGGACGAUCCCCGCUUCGGUGGCAUCGUCAACGUGCCAACGUGCUACCUUACUUCCUUCUCACUCAACGGUCGACUGCGACCGCCAGUGCUUGGAAGCAUGGGCCGAAAGCCGAACCCGUUACUGGUGGAAUACUUUACACGAGGCAAGAAGAUCAACGAGCGAUCCAACCGCUAUGAACAUACCUGCAAGCUCUGCGGGGAGUUUUUCCCAAAAGGACGUAUAGAAUAUCUCCUUGGACACUUGACAAAGAAAUGUGUUGGUCUCUCGCUGGCAGACAAAACCAAGAUCGUCUUGCGUGCCCAUGAUCUCGCGGAUCCGAGCGCUGAGAUCGCGGCCAAUGCUCUGGCGACAGAGGAGCAACAUCCAAGCGAAGAAAGCCCUCUCAGUCUGCCGUUCUCUCCCAGCCGACCACAAAACUUCAAUGCUCUGAACGUCCUUGCAGAGGCUUCUCGCCAAGUGGGAGGCGACAAGCAGGGUCAGGGUCAGGGUCAAGGCCAGGGCCAGAACCAAGACCACGGGCAAACCGCUCCAUUGGAUCCGCAGCUCGCUCAAGAUAGUUUUGAACGCCAGUUGCUCGAAACGUCCGACAAUGGAAUGGGCAUGCGAAACAACAGUUUUUCUGUCCCAAAUGGACAGACGGUGCCUUCAUUGUAUCCUUACCUCCCCGGUGCUCUGCCAGUCACCCAAGAAGACCUCCUCAGAUCCAUGCCUCUUGUUAGCACCAAUUCUCCAGAUCUCAGUACGAUCGCAGCUUCCGCCAACGAGACUUUGGCGCACGGAGUACUAGACCCGGGCCUCUCGAUGCCGCAGGACGACGUCUCUACAGCUCUUCUAGACAGCUUACAGGCACAUAAUUCGUCUCAACCUCAGUCACAGAUCAAUUGGUCUGUUUUGCCUCGGGCACUCGGUGACGAAAAGUAUCUGACGCAGGCUCGGCACUCUGCAUUGACCUCUCCCGACGAGUCUUCCAGUCCAUCUCAGCCCCUAAGACCAAUUGCAAUGAACCCCAAAACUCGAGCCGUCAAUUUCAUAUCAGAGCCUGGAACUCCAAACAAGGUCCAAAAGCCCAAAUCUCGCGGUAAAUUCACACCGGAUAGGAGAAAGGAGGUACGUGAACUUCGCAGAGUCGGGGCAUGCAUGCGUUGUCGGAUGUUGAAGAAGACGUGCUCGCAAGAGACGCCAUGUCAGACCUGUGUGGCCGUGGAAACUCCUCGACUAUGGAAGCACUCAUGUGUGCGAACAAAGUUGGUUGAAACUUUCCCACUCUAUUUCGUCAGCCUAUUCGGUACGACGGCAUAUAUCGAAGUCAACAUGCUCAAAAGCAACUCAGACAUUGAACGUCUAGAUGGAGAGAUUGAAGCCAACGUGUUCAGCGAGGCUCCGAUCGUCUUCAAAGGUCUACGCGUACAUCUUCGGCCCAAUUCUGAACAAGCCGCACAAUUCCCUGGUCUGGUUGAUACUUUCUUGAUCGACGUAGAAAGUGAAAAUCUGACGCCCAAGGUGGAACAAUACCUCCGAGAGUCGAGCACGCAAUAUAUGAUGCAGCAAGAAGCCUGCCCGGUUAUGACAGCCAGCUUAAUUUCAGCAGUAGCCAUCAGAGAUGCACAAGCGACAUCGUCCAACGGUACUGGCACGCCUUCGGACAAACCGGACAACUUGAUUGCCGAUGUGAUCGAUCUCUGCACAGCAACUAUCAUUCUGACGGAGGCGAAUCUUAAGUGGAUGCUGAACAUCGGUCAAGGACCCGAUGGGGAGAACCAGGUGCUUCGAGGCGAGAAAUUUGCGCAGGACAUCAUCAUCACACAGCUGUACGCGGUGAUUGAGAGUCGUGCGGCGGUUCUGUGCCGUGCGGCAAUGCACCAUUUUGAGCAGCGGGUGCUGUCACGCCACAAGAGCAGCAACUUCGAAACCUUCCUAGCGGCAUUUCUUCUCCUGACCUGUGCGGAGAGAAUGAGCUGGUUGUUCAAAUGCUACACGGACGACGAGGCUAAGCGAUCCGUCUGGCCGCUUACCAACUCCUCCGCUGACUCCUACGCGAACAAAGGCCAGGGCCUGGCAUCGUCUAUCCACCUCUUACUACAUAUGAGACAGGUCGAGCCUAAGAUCCAGCUCGAUGCACAAUCAGGCCGAUUCGUGGCCCAAAAUUCAGAAGACCGCGAUCUGGCCGCUUGGCUCGAAGGUACUAGUAUGUCUAAGGAUCUACUUACUCGCCGAGCGACAUCGAGCUUCAAUCUCAAAGAUUGUCGUUCCCUCGACGGCACUUUGUCGUCCCGACUGCUGCUGCAAGUUGGAGGACCGCAAGACUGAGUGGCGAUGGGGAAAGUUGGAACAUGGUCGAUCAAUGCAGUUGUUUUGCAGAGGUUCGUUCCCGGUAUUGGUGGCAGUAAUGAAAGUGUGCCAUGGAUAAAACGCACAGAUUCUUCGCGGCGUCUUUAUUUUGUCAGUGUACAGGAAUGAAUGAUGUUACGAUUACACGAAGGAAUGAUGCCGAGAUAGAUGAUGGGAAGAUUUGACGCGAGAGACGAGAGAAAUGAGCGAGAGCAAGAUACCCCAACGAAGUAAUCAUUCAGGGAUUGGCGCGGAAACGGCAAGGGGAUCUUGUGGUAUAAGCCAUAGUCAUAGCCAGAGCUACUACUUCCUUGCCACCGAAUAGCAAGGAGGAUGUCAAAGCACUACAACUGCUGCCACAAAUAGGCAAACAUGGUAGGUUACAUUGACGCUGCCACGGCAACCUUGUUGUAUUUCCAGCCCAAUAAUUUCAAAGUGGUCUAGGUGCUA
Exophiala mesophila is the source of this 2944-nucleotide messenger RNA. RefSeq lists its product as uncharacterized. NCBI's taxonomy places the organism in Eukaryota, Fungi, Ascomycota, Eurotiomycetes, Chaetothyriales, Herpotrichiellaceae. The coding region runs from base 263 to 2473 and encodes 736 amino acids. Gene Ontology annotation, biological process: regulation of DNA-templated transcription. The record is from RefSeq and is a predicted model, not a curated record. Gene Ontology annotation, molecular function: zinc ion binding; DNA-binding transcription factor activity, RNA polymerase II-specific. The transcript is spliced from 2 exons.